This is a messenger RNA of Peronospora matthiolae, 1272 nucleotides long. The record is from the annotation of a GenBank genome assembly. NCBI's taxonomy places the organism in Eukaryota, Oomycota, Peronosporomycetes, Peronosporales, Peronosporaceae.
AUGGUGGCACGUGAAACUACACCGAGUGCGGUCGGCCGUGAGAGCACCGCACUGAAUGUCGGUAAUGACAUUGUUGGCGAUACGCCGUAUAGUGUGGGCGGCCGUGAGGGCACCACACCUAAUGUCAGUAAUGACAUUGUUGGCGAUACGCCGUAUAGUGUGGGCGGCCGUGAGGGCACCACAUCUAAUGACAGUAAUGACAUUGUUGGCGAUACGCCGUAUAGUGUGGACGGCCGUGAGGGCACCACGCUUAACGCCGGUAAUGGCGUUGUUGGCGAUUCGCCAUAUGGUGUGGGCGGCCGUGAGGGCACCACACCUAAUGUCGGUCAAGACAAAAGCUCUCGUAUAGAGCAUACUAUGGUUGGUAGUAACCAUGGGGACAAUAUUGUCCCGACCCCUAAGGGGAGUAAGGUCUCGAAGAGACAAUCGAGACGCCGAGUAGCAGCUGUAAAGCGCCAGGCGUCCUCACAGUCACAUAGUGAGAUUAUCAAUACACUGUAUACACUUGUUAAUGGAGUGACUGGUCGGGUUGAUGGCAGUGUUUGCCUUGAAACCCUUCCAUCCGUGGACGCUCUUUGUGAGCUAGACGAAAUGUCUGAUGGCGAGUUUAGCCAGGCCUUGAAGGCAGGAGAGUUAUCCGAGUUAGCGGUCAUUAGACCUGAUACUGAGUUGAACUCUUCCUCGUUAAUGGAUGAGUCUGUCCUAGAGGAUACAAAGGCGGCACUUAGUGCACGAAGUGGAUCUUCGAUCCUUAAAGAUCCGUCGGAUCCGUUCUAUCCUUUAGUCAAGGAAUUUCAAGAUGUGGUGUGUCACAACCCACCUUCUGCCUUACCUCCCGAUAGAGGUGUACGUCAUGAGAUUGACUUGGUUCCUGGAACUAAAUACUGUGUAACACGGCAGUGGCCUUUGCCUAAAGAACAGUGCGACGUCAUUGACGAUUUCUUUCGUGCUAAGCACGCGGCUGGGAUGGUUCGUGAGAGCAAAUCUCCCCACUCAACACCGACAUUUUGCGUCAAAAAGCCAAAUGGCAAGUGGCGUAUUGUGCAUGCUUACAAUAAGCUUAAUGCAGCUACUAUACCGGCGCAGACGCCUAUUCCUCGAAAGGAUGUUCUUCAGAACAAUAUGGCGGGAUGUACACUGUACAGUGCACUCGACUUAGUCGAUGGUUAUUACCAACUGCUCAUGCGAGCAAGCGAUAUUCCGCUAACAGCGGUGAGUACUCCGAGCGGUAUGCUUUGGGAGUGGCUCGUUAUGCCGCAAGGGGCUAUCUAA